Octodon degus (degu) is the source of this 836-nucleotide messenger RNA. RefSeq names its product neudesin neurotrophic factor (gene Nenf). The coding region runs from base 10 to 531 and encodes 173 amino acids. The record is from RefSeq and is a predicted model, not a curated record. Lineage: Eukaryota; Metazoa; Chordata; Mammalia; Rodentia; Octodontidae. The transcript has 4 exons. Gene Ontology annotation, cellular component: endomembrane system; membrane.
CGCGCCCCCAUGGCGGAACCCGCGCCCGGGUGGCGGCCGCUGCCGCUCGUCGCGCUGGCCCUGGCUCUCCUGGCGCUGGCCCCCGGGCCGCCCGAGGUCCGGGCCGGGCAGACUCCGCGCCCCGCCGAGCGGGGGCCCCCGGUGCGGCUCUUCACCGAGGAGGAGCUGGCGCGGUACGACGGCGCCGAGGAAGACCAGCCCAUUUACUUGGCGGUGAAGGGAGUGGUGUUUGAUGUCACUUCCGGCAAAGAGUUUUAUGGGCGAGGAGCCCCCUACAAUGCCUUGACCGGGAAGGACUCCACCAGAGGGGUGGCCAAGAUGUCGCUGGACCCUGCAGAUCUCACCCAUGACACUACGGGGCUCACAGCCAAGGAGCUGGAGUCCCUGGAAGAUGUCUUCACCAAGGUGUACAAAGCCAAGUACCCCAUCGUCGGCUACACAGCCCGGAGGAUCCUCAACGAGGAUGGUAGCCCCAACCUGCACUUCAAGCCUGAAGACCAGCCCCACUUUGACAUCAAGGAUGAGUUCUGAUGUCCCACUGAGUGGCAGCUUCUCGGGAGGGUGAGGAUGGGGGCAGGCACCAGAUCUGCAAAACAGUCUGCCUGGAGCCCUCGAGUCACCAGAUCUGAACAAAGCAGCCUUUAACCCAGAGCAGCAGCUGCCUUUAUAGUCCUUGGGCAGGAGUGCUGUCCUCCCAGGUGUCCCUGCCCAAUGUUGACAUCAGCCAUUUGGGCGCUGGAUUCUGAGUGGCCUUUGUGUCUUCUGUAUAGUUUUCUGUACUUGGCAAAUUUUCUAUUGUGAUCCCAUUUAUAACAAAAAUAAACUUCCUGUUGUUA